Colletotrichum truncatum is the source of this 324-nucleotide messenger RNA. NCBI's taxonomy places the organism in Eukaryota, Fungi, Ascomycota, Sordariomycetes, Glomerellales, Glomerellaceae. The record is from RefSeq and is a predicted model, not a curated record.
AUGCCGGACCUCAAGUACGACUCCGAUGGAGAUGGCUCUUUCACCAAGGAAAGCUACGAUAAGCUCCGACGCAUAAUCCAGAAACAAGAAGCCGAGACAAAAGACAUGCAGAAAAUCAAGCUGGAAGAAGACAUCAAGGGGGACGCCAACCUCCGGAAGAUCCAGGAACUCCAGGGGGAAAUCACCACCCUCCGGGCCGCCGCCAACAUCGUCACCACGCCCGUCCACGGAGGACGACAAAAGCUCAAGCUCAGUGCGCCUGUCACCUACGACGGAACCCCCGGGACCCUCAAAGGAUUCCUGAUUCAGGUCAAAAAUUACUAG